Messenger RNA from Linum trigynum, 2482 nucleotides. The record is from the annotation of a GenBank genome assembly. Lineage: Eukaryota; Viridiplantae; Streptophyta; Magnoliopsida; Malpighiales; Linaceae.
CCUCCUCCUCUUCCUUCUUAAUAUUUCAGCUUUGCACCUUUAAAUUAUUUAGUUUUUGCGAUUAACGUUAAUUCGUAAGUUUGUUUCGUAAUUACUUUUCAUUGUCCUUUGUGAUUUUAUGUUAGUAACUUAAUUACUUUUCAUUGUCCUUUGUGAUUUUAUGUUAGUAACUUAAUUACUUUUCAUUGUCAUUUGUGAUUUUAUGUUAGUAACUUAAUUACUUUUCAUUGUCCUUUGUGAUGUUAUGUUAGUAACUUGUAUUACUUUUCAUUGCAGAUGGCAUUCCAAAGGUUCACGCUUGGGUUGCGGUAGAAUGGUUACACGGAAGAGACCGAAAAGGGAGUAAGUUACGUCGGUGGCAAUUUUUAUAAAAUGAAGGUCCGUACGAGACCGAUGCUUGAAGAGCUCCAUCAAAUGUGCACUCAGAUUACCUGCAUGGAUGGCACUAGAAGAGUUGAUCGAAUGGUGUAUCGAUAUCCAAACAGACAUGACGGGUCGCUGUGGAAUGAUGAAUUCCUCCUUACCACUCAGGAGGACGUUGAUGCCAUAGUCCAAUUUUUGACCACCAAUAAAAUUAAGCAAGCAGAGAUGUUUGUUUACAACGAGGUCGUCGAAUGCAGUGUAGGUCAUUCUGGAGAUGGCCAAACAUCUGGUAUCCACGGUGGGAGUGUAUUAUACGAAGAUCAUCCCCACCAGGAUUUCCAAGAGUCGAGCUGGAGGCAGGAGUAUCAUCAUGGAACUGGAGGAAGUCAUCAAUCCUUCCCUUCAUAUGAAGAAGAAGCUCAACAUGCGGAUUACAACCAACAAGCAGGCUACCAGUACCCACCCGAGUACAACUUCUAUCAAAGCGGUGUUAGUUACCACAACUACCAUUACGGAGCUAGUGAAGGUGAAGGUGCCUUUCAUGCUGAUAAUCAGAUGGAAGAAGAGGUCAAUCCAAGUCCAGUUAGUGACCCUGAGGUUGAAGAAGAGGAAGGCGAAGUUAGUGCAGACAGCUUCGAUCCGCUGGAAGGUGCUGAUGAUUCCGGUCCAGAUUCAGACGCAGAUGGUGAUGAGGUACCUCACGAAUGUGUACCUAUUCCAUACUACAAUCACAUUCAAAAUGAAGAUUGGUAUGUUGAUGCCGACAUGGACCCGCCAGAUGUGCCAAUAUGGGGUCCACUAACUGGCUUUAUGAAGGGCCAACAAUUUGCAACGAAGAAUGAGGUCCGACACGAUAUUUCCACUGAAGCAAUGACUCGGAGUUUUGAAUGGCAAACAACCCAUUCCGACACAAAGAGGCUGAUGGUUCGAUGCAAAAAUGAAAAUGAGGGAUGCAAAGUUAGGGUCCGGGCCAUCAAGAGUAAGAGAGUCGGCCAUUGGGUCAUAUCCCGUGCGGUGAACACACACACAUGUGUGUCAUCAAUAACAUCCCAAGGCCAUCGACAGUUGAAAUCAAGGGUGGUUGCCGCGGCUAUCAAACAUCUAAUUGAGGAGCAGCCCGACCUGAAGGUGAAAACCAUCAUCGCCCACAUUUCUAGUCGUUAUGGUUAUAUCAUUAACUACAAGAAAGCGUGGCAUGGGAAACAGAAAGCAAUGGCUGCCGGGUUUGGUGACUGGGAAGAAUCAUAUGCAUUCCUUCCCAAUUUGAUUUUGGCAUUGGAGGUGUCUAACCCUGGCACCAUUUUCUCGCCUCGCUACCAAGAUGAAGAAAUUCAACUGCCGGUGCCUGGUAACAAUUGCCAAUUCAAGCUUCUUUUCUGGGCCUUCAAGCCAUGUAUUGAUGGUGUUCCAUACUGUGUUCCUGUGAUUCAAGUUGAUGGAACAUUCCUUACCGGCAAGUACAAGGGUACUCUACUGAUUGCCAGCGGAGCAGAUACAACCACGUGAUCUCCGCUGUCAACCACGUGAUGGAUACUCAGGGUUGUGCUUACGCCUGAUCUCCGUUGUCAACCACGUGAUGGAUACUUGGCCCUUGUACAAUGGUGGAUUACCAUCCGCAUCGUGAUCUCCCUUUUCUGGCGGACACAACCCUGUGACCGUCCAUAUAAAAUGUUGCCGACCACUCAUAUUGGCAACAACUUUAGGUGGUGGCGUAGAUUCCACACAAACAACAUCACCAUCGAUGGGGAGAUCGGUUAGGAUGGCGAUGUCCUUAAGUGUGAUGGUGCACUCGCCUUCACGAAAAUUGAAGCAGUGUGUCUCCUUUCGCCAUCUCUCUACCAUCGCCGUGAUGAGUUGGCGGUCGAUAUUGAUUCCAUUGAAAUGCUUAAUCGAAUCCAAUCUUGCCCUUUUUAGAAAGGGCAAGAUGACGUCGUUCCAUUCAAGCACAUUCGUUGCGCCCCUAUAGCGGACUAUAUGGUAUGCAUCCUAGAGAAGAAUUUAAAUUUCACUAUAAGUUGAUGAUUUAUACAUAUAUAAAUAUAUUAUAAGAUACAAUUUAUAUAUAAAUCAAGGUUGUUUUAGAGAAAUAUACAUUAUCUAAUAAACAUUAAUUUUAACA